AUGAGUUUGAAGGUUUAUACCACGUCAGUGACGGCGUCCAGAGAGAUCAAAUCCUUGCAGGCUGAAGUGACCCGAGUCCUGGAGUCCAAAUGUAAGGAGUUUGAGAAUGUGGACAUCUCCCAGGACAACUGCCUUCGUGAGGAAAUGAGGACCAAAGCAGGGAAUCCUACGGCCAUGCCACCCCAGAUUUUCAAUGGCGAUAUGUAUUGUGGGGAUGGCCCGACGUUCAUGAAUGCCGUCGAAGAGGACAACCUGGAUGAGUUUCUGAAGUUGAAAUAA
Ailuropoda melanoleuca (giant panda) is the source of this 279-nucleotide messenger RNA. RefSeq names its product SH3 domain-binding glutamic acid-rich-like protein 3. Gene Ontology annotation, cellular component: cytoplasm. The coding region runs from base 1 to 279 and encodes 92 amino acids. The record is from RefSeq and is a predicted model, not a curated record. NCBI's taxonomy places the organism in Eukaryota, Metazoa, Chordata, Mammalia, Carnivora, Ursidae. The transcript has a single exon.